Messenger RNA from Diachasma alloeum, 1422 nucleotides. It is a transcript of the gene Wdr92, whose product is annotated as WD repeat-containing protein 92. Gene Ontology annotation, molecular function: ubiquitin binding. Lineage: Eukaryota; Metazoa; Arthropoda; Insecta; Hymenoptera; Braconidae. The record is from RefSeq and is a predicted model, not a curated record. The transcript is spliced from 4 exons. The coding region runs from base 100 to 1173 and encodes 357 amino acids.
UCCAAACUCGAAGAAACCGGUGGUCGACAUUCCCCUGGAAAAUGUUUCAUUGAACAAACAAUCGUCAGUAUCUCGAGUAAUCUCGAGUAAUCCAGGAGAAUGGAUCGUCUAGAAAAGCCCCAGAUAAUAAGUCACAUCGAGAAAUCGGUGGAUUAUUCGUUAUUCGAUGCUAAAUGGAUCCCGUGCAGUGCGAAAUUUGUGGUUAUGGGGUCGAGGCCCCGCGGCACUGGCAUCAUACAGAUUUACGAGGUCUCCAGUGGUGAAUUAAAACUAAUUAAGGAUAUCGAACGCUCCAAUCCGAUGAAGUGUGGGACGUUUAAGGCGUCGAGUCUCAGGGAUAGAUAUUUAGCUACUGGUGAUUUUAAGGGAAAACUCAAUAUUUAUAAUUUAGAAGAUCCAUCCGUCCCAAUUUACUCGGCAAAUGCCCACAGUGAGAUAAUAAACGCGAUUGAUGGGGUGGGAGGGCAGAAUGUCGGCUGUGGGGCCCCGGAGAUUGUCACUGGCUCUCGAGAUGGGAGCGUCAAAGUCUGGGACCCCCGGCAGAAGGGUCGACCGGUGGCUGUUAUGGAGCCCAAGGAGGGCGAGACUCGUCGCGACUGCUGGACAGUUGCCUUCGGCAAUUCUUACAACUCCGAGGAGCGCGUUGUUGCUGCGGGGUACGAUAACGGCGACGUCAAGAUGUUCGAUCUCAAAGCGAUGUCCCUGAGGUGGGAGAGCAACCUCAAGAAUGGGGUGUGCGGUCUGGAGUUCGACCGAAAGGAUAUUCCUAUGAAUAAACUCGUGGUUACGACGCUGGAGUCCAAGUUGUAUCUGUUUGAUCUCAGGACGCAGCAUCCGAAGAAGGGAUUUGCUUACUUAACUGAGAAGGCUCAUAAAUCAACGGUCUGGCUGGUGAGACAUCUCCCCCAAAACCGUGAAAUCUUCAUGACCUGCGGCGGAGGUGGCUCUCUAUGUCUCUGGAAAUAUAACUAUCCUGAAAAAAGAAAACAAGUGGAUGCAGAUGGAAUUGAGCAGGGAGUGGUGGGUGACGUGAGCCUCCUGCAGCACAGUACGAUAUCGAGUCAGCCAGUCAGUUCCUUAGAUUGGUGUCCAGACAAACAGGGUCUCGCCGUCUGCACCGCCUUCGACCAGUGCCUCAGAGUCAUAAUCACAACCAAACUCAACCUCUAUUAGAAAAUCACUCUCUUACCAAGAAAAUCCUAUUUCCAAUUUUCCUAAUGAAAUUCGCAACUAGAUUAAAGUAAAUUAUGAAAUUAAUAAAAUGAGAGAAGAACAAAAUUCAACAUUUUUUCUUAUUCUCUGGAUCAUUUCUUAUUUCAACAGGCGCAAAGCCCACUUGCAGGAUCAAAUUCGAUUGUACAAACAUUUCGUAAUGAAUUUCAUUAAUAUGGGGAUUAAUAUGUGAAUUUAAUUAAUAUGUGA